Messenger RNA from Neocloeon triangulifer, 989 nucleotides. RefSeq names its product protein LZIC-like. The coding region runs from base 85 to 648 and encodes 187 amino acids. The transcript has 6 exons. Lineage: Eukaryota; Metazoa; Arthropoda; Insecta; Ephemeroptera; Baetidae. The record is from RefSeq and is a predicted model, not a curated record. Gene Ontology annotation, molecular function: beta-catenin binding.
CCACAGCUGGGCAGGGCAAAACAAAAAUCCGGCGUCAGAGAUUGGAGAGGCAAAAGAAAGUUAUAAAAAGCGGAUUUUUAUACCAUGGCAUCUUAUGGAUCGGAGGAAACAGAGCAACUUCGAGAAAGACUGCAAUCCCAGUGUGACCGCUUAUGCCAGCAGCUUAAUGAGUUGGAAGAGUAUAAGGAUGACCUGUCGCCAGAGGAAUAUAACGAGAGCAAAAAAGAAACUGCAGAGCAACUGCAGGAGUUGAGUGAAACCAUGGAGAAAUUGGUGGCCGGAAACAUGACUCUGGUCGACAGCUUUGGAGCGAUUCAGUUGUCAAUCAAAGAGGCAAUCUCUCGAGCCUGUCCUUCGUCAGCUUUGAAAGAGCCGAAACAAAACAAAUGUGAUUUGCGAUCUAGAUUAUCCGCUGUAGAAAAGGACCUGAAAAAUGGUAGGAUUACCCAGAACGAAAGUCUACUCUUAAAGGAAGAGAUUUUGAAAGCGAUAAUCCAGUCAGGAGAAAAGGUGACGUCGGAAGAGGAAAAGUUCCUUGGGCAACUGAGUGCCAAAAACUCCAGUUUUGUUCAAGUGACAGAUAAUUUAGGACUCUCAGAGCAGGCAAUUAAAUCAGCGUCUUCAAAUAUCUGUUCCUAUAAAAAAUAACACAAAACAAAGAGAACCUUAAAAAUCAGAAUAUCAUCUUACUUAUAAGCUUAAUUCAUCAGUUUGUGCCAUUAAAACCAUUUGCAUUUUCAAAUUGUGAUUAUUCUUCAGAUAACUUGAUUAUAUUUUUUCCUCGUAUCCAACGGUUUUCUCGAUUUGUAUAUAAGUAUCAAAUAUUUAUUUGUUUGUAAAAUAAAGGAUAAAUUCAUAGUAUAAUUCACACCUGGAAGGUCAAAGGAUGAUGUGCUUCUUGACACUGCUAAAUGACUUAUAUUGUUACUUACAAAUUAAACAGUCAUGUGUAUUUUGCAUAAUUAAUAAUAAAAGAUCAUAUUAAUUUG